AUGCUUUUUGAUUCCAAAGGCUCCCUCGAGCUGACUGGUGAAGCACUGACUGUUUUUGCGAGAAUCAAGAAUUCCCUUGCCGACGCCACUUUACUCACGCAUCCCACUCCCGAGGCUCAGUUGUUCCUGAUGGUAGAUGCUUCGUCCGUAGCCGUAGGUGCAGUCCUUCAACAACGUCUUGCCGGUUCGACUCGACCACUUGUCUUUUUCUCCAAAAAACUCUUACCAGCUGAGACACGGUACAGUACCAUUGGCCGUGAACUACUUGCAUUUACCUGGCUGUGAAGCAUUUCCGGCAUUUCCUUGAAGAUCGGGACUUCACUGUUUUCACGAACCACAAACUGUUGACUUUUGCAUUUCGGUCCCACUCCGACAAGUACAGUCCGAGGGAAAUCGCCCACCUGGACUACAUCUCCCAAUUCACCACCGACAUCCGCCACAUUGAUGGCACGAAGAAUGAGGUGGCUGAUAUGCUGUCCAGACCCUCACUGUCUUCCCUCCAACUCUCACACGGGAUCGAUAUUUGUGUCAUGGCGGCUGAGCAACAGCGAACCGGUUGUCCUGGCAACGAGUCUGCUAGUGGUCUCCAACUCGAGGACGUCCCCCUAACCACCUAGUACCGUACUUUGUGGCGUCUCGAUUCUCCUUCGUCUCUCUUUCGUGCCCGCCUCGAUGCGUCGAGCUAUAUUUCAAACUCUGCAUGAACUCUUCCACCCUGGGACCCCAGCCUCUCAAAAGCUCCUUGCGGAAAGGUUUGUCUGACCUGGCAUGAUCAAGGACGUCAAAACCUGGGCACGAUCGUGUCUGAAUUGCCAGCACAACAAGGUGCUACGUCACAACAAGUCCCCACCGGGCAUUUUCCCCGGCCCCGAUGCACGGUUCAGCCAUGUGCACAUGGAUGUCGUAGGCCCAUUGCCUCCAUCCAAUGGGUUUACUCCCCUCCUUUCCUGUAUCGUUCGAUAUACCCCCCGGGCUGAAGCUAUUCCUUUGCCGAAUGUGCAGGCUGAAACCAUCGUGAAGGCCUUAGUCAGUCGUUCGGUCACCAUGUUCGGUGCCGCAUCCACGGUUACGACUAAUCGUGGUGCCCAGAUUGAGUCGGCACUCUUCCAAAAGCUACUCAAUUUUCCUUGGCUGCACACGAAUUCGGACAACAACCUACCACCCAGCUGCCAACAGAAUUGUUGAGCGUUUCCAUCGCCAGCUAAAGACCGCCCUACGUGCCGUAGAAGACCCAGGAAACUGGUUAGACAUCCGUCUUCUUGCCCUCCUCGACAUCCGCGCAGCACUGAAGUCGGAUCUGGGCUGUAGCGCAGCUGAAUUUGUUUUCGCCACUACCAUCCGACUGCCAGACGAGAUGGUCACCCCAAACUCUCGUGCGGCCGACGAAAUUCCUGACAACCUCGUGCCCCGUUUGCGACAAUUAAUGUGCUCGCUUUCCCUCGAGCUCCAAUGA
Messenger RNA from Spirometra erinaceieuropaei, 1453 nucleotides. Lineage: Eukaryota; Metazoa; Platyhelminthes; Cestoda; Diphyllobothriidea; Diphyllobothriidae. The record is from the annotation of a GenBank genome assembly.